Alternaria ethzedia is the source of this 1098-nucleotide messenger RNA. RefSeq names its product H(+)-transporting V0 sector ATPase subunit d (gene VMA6). Lineage: Eukaryota; Fungi; Ascomycota; Dothideomycetes; Pleosporales; Pleosporaceae. Bases 1 to 1098 code for a protein of 365 amino acids. Gene Ontology annotation, biological process: vacuolar acidification; vacuolar transport; proton transmembrane transport. The transcript is spliced from 4 exons. Gene Ontology annotation, molecular function: proton-transporting ATPase activity, rotational mechanism. The record is from RefSeq and is a predicted model, not a curated record. Gene Ontology annotation, cellular component: fungal-type vacuole membrane; vacuolar proton-transporting V-type ATPase complex; proton-transporting V-type ATPase, V0 domain.
AUGGAGGGCCUUUACUACAACGUCAAAUACGGUUACAUCGAGGGCAUCGUGCGCGGUUACCGCAAUGCACUGCUCACCAGCCAGAACUACAGCAACUUGACCCAGUGCGAAACCAUCGACGAUGUCAAGCUGCAGCUCUCGCCCGCGUACGGUGACUUCCUCAACAACUUGCCCCCGAACCCGUCCACGUCUGCGCUCGCCGCGAAGACCACCGACAAGCUCGUGGCCGAGUUCCGCUAUCUCCAGGCCAACGCCACCGGCUCGCUCUCCAAGUUCAUGGAAUACCUGACGUACGGAUACAUGAUCGACAAUGUCGCGCUGCUGAUUACGGGUACCCUGCACGAGAGAGAUACGCGCGAGUUGCUGGAAAGGUGUCACCCGCUCGGCUGGUUCGAGACCAUGCCGGUGCUGUGCGUGGCGACCAACAUUGAGGAACUAUACAACUCCGUCCUGAUUGAGACGCCGCUCGCGCCCUACUUCAAGGGCUCGCUCAGCCAUCAGGACCUCGACGAACUCAACAUCGAGAUCAUCCGCAACACCUUGUACAAGAACUAUCUAGAGGAUUUCCAUCAGUGGAUCAAUUCCUGCCCAGAUAUUGCCGGGACACCGACUGCAGAUGUCAUGUCGGAGGUUUUGGAGUUCGAGGCCGACCGCAGGAGCAUCAACAUCUCCCUCAACUCGUUCGGUACCGAGCUGUCCAAGGCAGACAGGAAGAAGCUUUACCCAGGCUUCGGUAAGCUAUACCCGGAGGGAACCACAAUGCUCUCGAGAGCGGACGACGUAGAGGGUGUGCGAAUCGCUGUUGAGAGUGUUGCCGACUACAAAAUGUUCUUUGACCAGACCGGCCUCAGUGGAGGUGGCGGUGGUGUCGGCAACAUGGCCGGUGGUGUCGGUGGCGAGACGAGGAGUCUCGAGGAUCUCUUUUACCAGAAAGAAAUGGAGAUCUCGAAGCUUGCAUUCACUCAUCAGUUCACUCACGCCAUUGUGUACGCAUGGGUGAAACUGCGCGAGCAGGAAAUCCGGAACAUUACAUGGAUAGCCGAGUGCAUCGCGCAGAACCAAAAGGAGCGCAUUGGUAACUACAUCAGCGUCUUCUGA